Messenger RNA from Colletotrichum spaethianum, 1146 nucleotides. RefSeq names its product putative 26S proteasome regulatory subunit rpn9. Gene Ontology annotation, biological process: ubiquitin-dependent protein catabolic process. Gene Ontology annotation, molecular function: structural molecule activity. NCBI's taxonomy places the organism in Eukaryota, Fungi, Ascomycota, Sordariomycetes, Glomerellales, Glomerellaceae. The transcript has 3 exons. The coding region runs from base 1 to 1146 and encodes 381 amino acids. The record is from RefSeq and is a predicted model, not a curated record. Gene Ontology annotation, cellular component: nucleus; proteasome regulatory particle, lid subcomplex; cytosol.
AUGAACGUCGACGCAAUCCCCGACUUCCUGGCGGAGCAGCGCGACGAGGCUCCCGAGGAGCUCCAGCACCUCGUUCUGGAGUUCGAGAACUACUGGGAGCGGAAACUCUGGCACCAGCUCACCGAUGCCCUUGGCCAGUUCUUUAGUCACCCUGGUAGCAAGCCCCAGCGGCUUUCCUUCUACAAGGUCUUCAUUCUCAAGUUCGCGGAUAAGAUCAACCAGCUUAAGCUUGUCGACCUGGCCCUGAAGGCCGCCACGGAAUGCAAGGAUGACGAAGAGCGCCUGGCAUUCCUCCAGGGUGUUGCAAAGAAGGUGGACAACGAGAACUCACAAGACGCUCUUGUGUACGCUUCCGUCGCGGUAGCCAGAGUAAAGCUGGAUCUAGAGGAUAUGGAUGGGGCUCGCAAGGACCUCGACACGGCCGAAAGAAUAUUGGACGGCUUCGACUCGGUCGAAACGAUCGUCCACGCAGCGUUCUACGAUGCGAACGCCAACUAUUACCAGCGCAAGAUGGACUUCGCAGCCUACUACCGCAACGCCCUACUCUACCUCGCCUGCAUCGAUAUCAACUCACUCACACCCCAGGAGCGCCACAGGCGAGCACUGCACCUCAGCAUCGCCGCACUUGUCUCCGACACCAUCUACAACUUUGGCGAACUGCUUCUGCAUCCCAUCCUCGACGCCCUCAAGGGCACCCAGGACGAGUGGUUCCGCGACCUGCUUUUCGCCUUCAACCGCGGUGACCUACAGGGUUUCGAGGCCCUCUCGGCGCGGAUGCGAUCCAAGCCUUUGCUGAACGAGAACGCCGGCCACCUGCGUCAGAAGAUCUACCUUGCAGCGCUUACCGAGGCCGUCUUCCGCCGGCCCCCCCACGACCGUGCCAUGUCCUUCACCGAUAUCGCUCAGGAGACCAAGGUGCGCCCUAAUGAGAUCGAGCACCUGAUCAUGAAGGCUCUGAGCUUGGGUCUUCUACGCGGAAACAUUGAUCAGGUAGACGAGGUUGCGCACAUUACCUGGGUCCAGCCGAAGGUGCUCGACAUGAAGCAGAUUGGCAACAUGCGCCAGCGGCUGCUUGACUGGGAUUCGCAAGUCAACCAGCUUGGUAACUGGAUCGAGAAUGCCGGUGGUGAUGUGUGGGCGGCUUGA